Messenger RNA from Brassica napus (rape), 736 nucleotides. RefSeq lists its product as uncharacterized. Bases 106 to 438 code for a protein of 110 amino acids. The transcript has a single exon. The record is from RefSeq and is a predicted model, not a curated record. Lineage: Eukaryota; Viridiplantae; Streptophyta; Magnoliopsida; Brassicales; Brassicaceae.
AAAUUCAAAGAUAAGACAUUGACAGGAUGAAAUUCAUAUAAAUAGCGAUUUAUAGAAAGCAAGGCAAACACAUAUUGUUCUUCUCGGUUAGUGAUAAACAACAAAAUGGCAAUGUGCAAAUCAAUUAAACCAAUGGCUCAGAUGUUGCUAUUACUACUAGCGAUUCAUUGGCAUAUCUUAACUGUUGGUUCAACAACCGAGACCUCUGCCUCAUUCGCCAAACAUAGUUCCGUCACCGUAAAUAAACCGUCUUCUGAGAUCGAUUUUAUAGUUUGGCGGCGAGAGCUAAGAGGUGGUGGAGGAGGAGGUCGUGGUGGUGGAGGCGGUGGAAGGAGUGGUAGCGGCGGUACAAGCAGCGGUAACUGCCUCAAGCACUAUGGUCUGUCCAAAAGCCUAUUAUUCAUCGGUAUAUUAAGCUAUUUGCUUGGUGUAUGGUAGAAAGUUUUAAAAGGUCAUUUAACUUUUUAAGAAAAACUAAAUAAUGUAUCAAGAUGUUGAUUAUGUGGUUUGGUGCACUGAUGCUUGAUUUGUAAUACUCUUUUCCAUCGUAUGUUUUCUAUAUUAUGUAAUAACCCAAUACUAUUGUAUAUAUUGUGCGUCAUACGUUUUGUAAUAACCUAAUACUAUUGUAUAUAUUGUGCGUCAUAGGCAAACGUUUGCGUGUGUUAUUUUUUUUUUCCAAUAUUCGUUAUAUUGCAUUUAUUAAUUCAAAGUUUUAAGAGUCUUGGUUUCUAAU